GCCGCGGCCCACCUCCUCACCUCCGCGUUGUUCCAAGCGCCACGGCGAAUGUCUACGUUAGAAAACUCUCGCCAAAUAUAAACAUCGAGCUCAAGGAGAGACCGAGGGGGAGAUUUGACGACAGAUUUCUCGCGAAGCGAAGAAGCUUCCAUUGCCAGAUCCCUCCCGCUUCCGCCCCCGUUGUUCCAUUCGAGCCGACCGUUUCCACCAACGCUCCCUCCUCCUCGGAGCGACCCGCCCGCCGUGCUCGGCCGACAUGUGGGCCCCGGCGGCCUCGCCGGCGGGCAGAGCGCCCCGACCACCCCUGCGGUUGCCGGCGGUGGUUCGGGUCGUCGUCCCGCUGCCUGUCGCGGCGAGGGCGCGGCGGCUGCCGCUGCAGCCCAGUCGGCUCUGCCUAGCCGCGCCGCGUGCAUCGGAAAUGGCGGCCGCGGCCGAGGACGGGGAGGGGGAGGGGGAGAGGAGGUGGUGGAGGGGCGCGGAGGAGAUGGACGCGGCUGUGAGGCGCGAGCUGGCGAUCCGGAGGCUGCAGGAGGAAGCGGAGGAGGCGGGGACGGGGAGGAGUAGGCGGGAGUUCGCCGUGUUCGAGACGGCAAGGGGAGACACGCUCUUCACCCAGUCGUGGACUCCCGCCGCCGCCGACCCCGUCAGGGGUAUUGUUGUUCUGCUACAUGGUCUGAAUGAGCAUAGUGGAAGAUACGACCAUUUUGCAAAGUUGUUGAAUGAUCAAGGUCUUAAAGUUUAUGCGAUGGACUGGAUCGGACAUGGCGGAAGUGAUGGUGCGCAUGGUUAUGUUUCAUCGCUUGAUCAUGCUGUUGGUGACUUGAAAGAAUUUUUAGAGGAUGUCGUCUUAGAAGAAAACUAUGGCUUGCCAUGCUUCUUAUUUGGCCACUCCACAGGUGGAGCUAUUGUUUUGAAGGCAGCACUAGACCCUUGUGUGGAAGUUCAUAUAGAAGGUUUGAUCUUGACCUCGCCAGCUAUUCACGUUCAGCCAUCUCAUCCGAUUAUCAAAGUUGUUGCACCAAUCUUCUCGGUGCUAGCUCCGAAAUACCGGGUUAGUGCUUUGCAUAAGAGAGGACCUCCUGUUUCCCGUGAUCCAGAGGCUCUGAAGAUCAAGUAUGCAGAUCCACUUGUGUAUACUGGACCGAUUAGAGUUAGAACAGGCAACGAAAUCCUCCGGAUAUCAUCAUACUUGCAGAGAAACUUAAGUAGAGUUACAGUCCCUUUUCUAGUUCUUCAUGGGACAGCUGACACGAUAACUGACCCAAGAGCAUCCCAACGACUUUACCAAGCAUCAAUGUCGACUCAUAAAUCGAUAAAGCUAUAUGACGGAUAUUUGCAUGACCUUCUCUUCGAGCCUGAAAGGGAUGAUAUAGCCAAUGACAUCAUCACUUGGUUGAGUUCAAGACUUAAUGCUCUCCACAGAUGGUAAGGUAGUGUUGUUCACAAAUUUGUACCUAAACUAUUAUCAGAAGAUAUCUGUAUGAGGUUUGAGGUACCCCCUCUGUUCCACAGCAGCAUGCAUCGUUUCCUUUGAAAUUUUGGUCUAUACGUCGUUUGUCCUUGUACAUUGUGUUUGAUGGGUUCUGAAACAGAUACAGAUUCAGCUCAUUUCCAGUAAAUGAUAAUAUAGAAAUACUGCAAUUGGAACUUGUAACAGUAAAAAAUGUGUAGUUCAGUGUCCAUCUUUUCAUCAGUUGUGCUAUUAUCAGUAGAAAGUUCGACAAUAUAUUGAACUGCUCUUGACCAGUUAUUGAUUGAUAUACACUAAUUUAUAUGAAACAGAUACAGUUCAUGCUGGGUACAGUUCAGCUCAUCUCCAAUAAAUUAUAAUAUAGAAAUACUACAACUGCAACUUGACAGAAAAAAAAGGUGCAACUCAGUGUCCAUCUUGUCAUCAGUUAUGCUAUUGUAAAGAAGUGUAUCAAUUUGCAAAUAUAUAGAACUGCUCUUGACAAGUUAUUGAUGAUAUACACUAAUUUAUAUGAAGUGGAUAUUCACAUAGCGCCGUUGUGUCAAGCAUUAUGCACCAGUUUUUUUUUACCAAUAGAGAUUUGUUUUCCUGUGGUGGUAUUGGUUUGUUUUGCUAUCCCGCUGUGCUGAAGUUUUCGUGAUAUGAUUGUGUAACAAGUGCCAAUUAGGUGCAUGCAGUGAAUUAACAGUUCAGAAAAUGCUGCAAUCCAUCAAGUGUUAUUUGAUAUUUACAGAAGGCAGACGUUCUUAUUUGUCACUGACCGCAGAAACCCCGAUCACUUGUUUGCAUGUACACAAAAAUAUAUACUCCUAGUUUCUAUCCAUUUUAUGGAAGGCAUAUAGUGACAGUUGAACAAUCAGAUAUCUCCUUUGCUGAACUUAUAGUGGGUUUCAAUAUUACUGAAGUUAUAGUGGGUUUCCUACCAUCGUCAUAAAAGAGAAGAUACCAUGUAUCUAACUCAGACCUGAUCAUGUUUUCGGAGUUGGAUAACACAAGUUAUUAUGGGAUUAUGAGAACCAUGAUCACAUCGAUGUGGAAACUAACUGUUAUUGGAGUUAUGCUACUCAAAUUAUGUAUGUAAGCUGACAUGUAGAUAACCUCUGAGUCGCGUGCUCGUGGCUCUUCGAUCUGCAUCGUCAUAGUCUCUGGCACAUGUGAUCCUAUCAGACGGACAUCAUCCAAGUUGACCAUGCAACUCAAGUGAGCUGGUACCAGUCCGUUCUUUGUCAAGAUCUCAUCAAGGUUGCUUGCACAAUUGUUUACUGUGCCAUUUAUCUAAAUAUCUGUAAUGUGUGCUUGUAAUAUUGACUUAUGAUAAAAUCUCCCUCCGUUCCAAAAUACUUGAAGUUCAAAGUUUGUCCUAAGUCAAACUUCUUUAACUUUUGACCAAGUCUACAGAAAACUAUACAGACAUUUACAACACCACAUUAGUUCAUUAGAUUAACCAUAAAAUAUAUUUUCAUACUAUAUAUGUUUGAUAUUGUAGAUAUUAGCAAAAUUUCCUGUACACUUGGUCAAACUUAAAGAAGUUUGACUUAGGACAGACCUAGAACAUCUAGUAUUUUGGAAUGGAGGGAGUAGUUAAUUGGCAACUCUUUUCUUUGCGUGUUUAGUAGUUCCAAGCCCAAUAUUAUUUUUAAACCUCAUAUACUUCGAACUGGAGGUACACCAGAUAUAUUGUAUGCUUUUCUUGUUCUUGUUUAUAGAUAAAAGGUGUAUACCUGUUUAUCAGUAGUAUACAGAA
Molecule: messenger RNA, 3215 nt
Organism: Triticum aestivum (bread wheat)
Lineage: Eukaryota; Viridiplantae; Streptophyta; Magnoliopsida; Poales; Poaceae
Product: monoacylglycerol lipase
Exons: 8
Coding region: 257-1429 (390 amino acids)
Source: RefSeq, a predicted model, not a curated record